Molecule: messenger RNA, 1033 nt
Organism: Pseudomyrmex gracilis
Lineage: Eukaryota; Metazoa; Arthropoda; Insecta; Hymenoptera; Formicidae
Product: repetitive proline-rich cell wall protein 1-like
Exons: 2
Coding region: 55-759 (234 amino acids)
Source: RefSeq, a predicted model, not a curated record
UCCAGGGCUUCUGAUCUAUUGUUCGUCGAGCGAAGAAUUGCACACGAAGAAAUCAUGCUCAGAUUAUUGAUACCAUGCCUGCUGUGGCUGUCCGCAGUGCGUUCGGAGACCGAUAUGCGCACGGACAUGCCGGAUGGAUCGCUGAUGGAGAAGAUGCUGGACAUCCCGAUGUCAAAGGCAAAGAGAGACUCCAUUCAUCAUCCCUGCGAACCGAUCUAUCCGCAGGGUCCUGCUUACUCGUCAUCGCCGAUUUACGUUAAACCUCUGAUACAACCGACUUAUCUGAAAAAAGAGCUGGGCGUAGCUCCGCUAGCUCACUUGCAGUACGUUCAGCACGCGCCCUACGUCGUGCCAAAACCCGCCGUCACGUAUGUGAAGCCGGUGGCACCCGCGAUUAACUACGAGACGGCGCAUCAAUCGGUACAGUACAUUAAACCCGUGACGCCCGUUUAUCAAAAACCCGUGUUGUCCUACGCGCCGACCUAUCAGAAGCCGUUCUACUACACGUCUAUGUAUCAGAGACCCAUGUAUCACGACGUGAUGCCCAAGCUCUUCCUCAAAAAGUACGAGACGCCCGUAACACAGGUCGUCUAUCAAAAGCCGCUGCUACACGCGCCCGUUCAGUACGCAGCUCCCAAAGUGGUGCAGGUGCAAGCGCCGCAAGUGUCCUAUAUAAAACCCGCGGUUCACGCCUCGCAACCUGUGUACCUCCCGCCGGCCGUUCAUAAUCCCGUUAUAGUUAAGCCGCAUUGUUUGUAGAUCGACCGCGCGCAAUGCGAGGACACAUAGAGCUUUUUUUCAGGACACGAGAAUGUUUCAACGCGUUAAAACUGCAUCAUCGUCAAGCAGUUACAUUAGCUUUUCUACAUUUUUUUUUACAACAUUUACUUAUAAACUUGUAAUAAAUAUGUGUAAAAACCUAUUAUAUAAAACAAUGUCACUGAUCCAAAAGCGAAACACAUGUAUCCCACUGGAUGUCAGUAGCUGUCAAAAUAGAAAAAGAUAUGGAAUGUCUCGCAAAAAACAACACGAC